Molecule: messenger RNA, 1583 nt
Organism: Umbelopsis ramanniana AG
Lineage: Eukaryota; Fungi; Mucoromycota; Umbelopsidomycetes; Umbelopsidales; Umbelopsidaceae
Exons: 7
Coding region: 285-1367 (360 amino acids)
Source: RefSeq, a predicted model, not a curated record
AUCCCAUAACGAAUGAACGGCCAUCAAGUGAAAAGGAAGUUAAGGAUCCAGCGCAGGGAAAGCUGGAAUCGAGAAAAGGUGCUGGCGUGUCGUUUCUAGACACCAAGGCUGCUAAUGCUGCAGCAGUAGGGAUCAGAAGAGGCUACGUCAAACCGUCGCAUGGCAUUCAAAGCAAAGGAUUCGCGCAAUCAGCCCAGCGUCGAUCCUCACUACAAACACUAGGGUCCAUUGAGCGACUACAAGAAUUUUACUCGAGAAAAAGUCUCAAGCAUAACAAAUCGGGUAUGCUUGGAUUCAGUUUGACCAAAUUGUCGGAGGAGCCCGAGGACCUCGACCGUUUACCGACACCCAUAGCGCCGCCACCAUCAUGGCAUAACUUGGACGUCGAGACCGAUCUGGAUGUGUUGAUGCAACAUAUGUUUGACGACAUCGAAAUUAUGCUGACUGCUUGGGCCAUCAUCGUGGGUCCGCCCAGCGAGAGCGAACAUGUCCAGAUUUUGCCUUUGUUGCAAACUGUCACCGAGAUGCUCAACAGCGUGAAAAACUAUAUCCUCCAUCGUCACGAUCUGACAGAAUUUGCCUUGGGCAAGCUGCGGAAUGAAGCAUUGAAGUUGCUGGAAACCAUGUCGCAUUUGGAAACAAAGUACCGAGCUUUAGAAGAUGGCAACAGCGCCACCAGCGGAUAUCUCUAUAAUACCUCUGAUUUCGGCAUGUUGGAUCGAGAGCGAACAGCUAUUUUAGCCUACUUGGAUUCUGUUGAAAAACAUGCCCUCAACCCUCCUCAUCAUGUGGGCAGCCCUUACGCUGGCUAUUCGGCUGAGAUCAAGAAGUUAAUGACCAAAACCUCGGGUCCGGGCGGUUGCGCUCCCGGUAUGGGACUUGACAGUCUCAAGGUUUCGAGCUGGGUAGAUAGAAAAGCGGAUUGGGAAAGUGAACUAGCCCGUUCCUAUGCCAUGAUUGUUGAUACCAUCGAUACCCAUAGCUUGACGGAUCCUCGGGUAGACCGUGAUGCAUUCCUGCAAGGAUUGACGGAUGGCAUCAUUCUAUGCACGACGUAUAACAGCCUAGUCAAAAAAUCACGUCGUUCGUUUGGUCUGAUCAACAAAAUCCAUCAUGAUACCCUACGUACAUACCGAGCGACCGAAAACCUGAGCUUCUUCGCAGCCGCUUGCAAGUUUCGAUUCGAUACGGUGUUUAUAGACUAUAAACCAGCAGACAUAGCUCGCAAAACGCCGGCGGGACUGGACAUGCUUGAAGAUGCCCUGAACCUCUUCACCAGCGCGGUGGUGAAGGAGUUUAAUUUCAGUCUGCAGCAAACUAGACGCAAGUCAAGAUUCAUCGAUGUCGCUAGUUUGUCCAUCUCCUAGAUGCUCAGGCCUCACCGUGCUCUCCAUGAUACCCUGUCGGCCUGACCGUUAUUCCCAGGACUUGUUCCACUCUAAGUUUCCACAUUUGAUUUUGCAUCAUGCUCAUCUCACCUAAUUCGAUCGUAGCGCAUAUCAUAGGAUGCAAUACCAUGCGAUCCAAAUAAAAAAAAAUCACGCUACCACCCUAUCAACCGGCCCCAAACAGAAACAUAACAA